Molecule: messenger RNA, 1871 nt
Organism: Cervus elaphus (red deer)
Lineage: Eukaryota; Metazoa; Chordata; Mammalia; Artiodactyla; Cervidae
Gene: GRTP1
Product: growth hormone regulated TBC protein 1
Exons: 10
Coding region: 596-1759 (387 amino acids)
Source: RefSeq, a predicted model, not a curated record
CUGUAAAAAGAACAUUAAACCAGCGGUCACAGGUCAGGACGCCGGCCUUCGGACCCGCGGGGCACGCAGGCCUGGCCAGCUGUCAGAAGAAUCUAAACUGGACUCACCUCCUCCCACCUUAGCUUCGGCAGGGAGGCCCCGGGGUGCGGGGUGCGGGGUGCGGGGCGGCGGGACCUGACGCGCCGGGCCUCGCCGGGCCCAGGGCCCUCUCCCCGCCGGGGGCCAUCCCCGCGCCCGCAUCCCCCCGCGCCCCACCCCCUCCCUCCCCGCCUGGGGCCCCCAUCCCCCUUCCUCCCCGCCCCGGGGGCCGGCGCUGCCGCGCCCCUCCCAGGCUCCGGGCUCCCGGCUCCGCGUGCAGGAGCAGGUGCAGCCCCUCCCGCCCCCUUCCUCCGGGCCGCGCCCCGCCCUCCGGGUCCCCAGACAUUCCCAUCCCUCCCCGCCCCCCAUUCCCCUCCCCUGCCCUCCUUCCCCGCCCCCAGCCCCGCCUCCCGGCGCCCGCGGCCCGGCGGAAGGACGCGAGGCGCCCCGAGUCCCGGGAGGUGAACUUGGCACCCCUAGCCCCGCGGCCCGGGCGCCCCCUCCCGCCUCUCCCGGCAUGGCGGCCGCGGGGCGCGCGCAGGCGGCGCGGGACCGUGUCCCCAGGAUCGAUCCGUAUGGGUUUGAAAGGCCUGAAGACUUUGAUUAUGCAGCUUAUGAAGAAUUUUUUUCCACCUACCUGGUGAUCCUCACCAGGAGAGCCAUCAAAUGGUCCAAACUUCUAAAGGGCGGCGGUGGUGUCCAGAGGAGCAUGACCGUGAAGCGCUACAUCCGCAAGGGCGUCCCGCUGGAGCACCGGGCCCGCGUCUGGAUGGGGGUGAGUGGAGCCCAGGCCCAGAUGGACCGGAACCCUGGCUACUACCAGCGCCUCCUGCAGGGGGAGCGGAGCGCCAGCCUAGAGGAGGCCAUCCGGACAGCCUCUGUCCCCUUUACGCACGAAGCCCCCCAGCCCUGGCUCCACCAUCUGCUCCCUGUCUCUGGGCCGGGGAGAAAGAUUUCAAAACCUGCUAAAGCUUCUCAUCGUACGGGUCGUCACACAGGCGUGAGCACAGUUGACAUGAGCAGGACCUUCCCCGACAACGUGCGCUUCCGGAAGGACGCGGAGCCUUGCCUUCAGGGGCCCCUGUACAACGUGCUGCUGGCCUACGGGCACCACAACCACGGCGUGGGCUACUGCCAGGGGAUGAACUUCAUCGCGGGGUAUCUGAUCCUGGUGACUAAGAGUGAGGAAGAAGCCUUCUGGCUGUUGGAUGCCCUGGUGGGCAGAAUACUCCCAGCAGACUACUACAGCCCCUCGAUGCUGGGCCUGAAGACGGACCAGGAGGUGCUCGGGGAGCUGGUGAGGCUGAAGCUGCCGGCGGUGGCGGCGCUGAUGGACGGCCAUGGCGUGCUCUGGACCCUGGUCGCGUCCCGCUGGUUCAUCUGCCUGUUCGUGGACGUCCUGCCGACGGUGCUGCGCGUCUGGGACUGCCUAUUCAGUGAGGGGUCCAAGAUCCUCUUCCGAGUGGCCCUGACCCUCCUCAAGCAUCACCAGGCCUCCAUCCUAGAGGCCACCAGCAUCCCCGACCUCUGUGAGAAGUUCAAGGAGAUCACCCGGGGGCGUUUCGUGACCGAGUGUCACAGCUUCAUGCAGAGAAUAUUCUCGGAGCCCGGCAGCCUGUCCAGGGCCAGCAUCGCCCGGCUGCGGGAGCGCUGCAGGGCGCGGCUGCUGGCGCAGGGCUGACGCCUCGAGCUGUCACCUCCGGCUGGAGCGGUCACUGGCGACUGAGCGGUCCUUCUGUACGUGCUCUUCACUGGGAGCUGUCUGUUGUUUCUAAAUACAUAUUUUUACCUGA